AUGGCGGAUUUACCACCCGCAUACGAGGAAGUUCAACGCGGAACGGAAAGCAAACCAGACUGGAGUGGCGACUCGAAGACACCCCAGAGGAUCAACAUUCGAAAUGAAGUCGGCGCUUCAAGGUCACAGCACGUCGCAGCUCUCGUUGUGAAUUUGGUACCACAAGUGAGAUGGCGGGCGAAAAGCGGCUUGUCGAAAAUGACGUUCCUGUUGAUGCCUUCUGACCAAGGUAACGUAAAACAAGUUCAUCGCAACUGUCCACAGUAGGCUGACCGGCCUGGUACCAGUGGAGACCAGUAAGAGAGGCCAACUAGUAGGAAUCUCAGAGAACGAUCAGCCUGUGCUCUUCCACCUCGAAGGACGUCAUGAUGGGAGCGACUUCUGGACGCAACAAGAACCGAUCAUGGAACUGCGCGAUCAGAUGCUUGCAGAGCUCGUGGGCGAUGAACCGCAACUGGCCGAACAGCCACUACCUGAGAGACCUGUAUCACCGCCCGCUGCGAGAUCGUUCUGGAGCAGAAGACAAGCGAAGGCACCUGUGGUGAGACCGCAGCCGACCAAAGCUCCGAUUUCAGUGGAAGUCCAGAUCGAGCAGGUCCAUUUUCGCAUGGAAAAUAAGUAUGGUCUCUACGAGACUUCGAGAGCCCGGGCGGUGAUGAUGGUGGUUGAUGUCACGUAG
This is a messenger RNA of Lecanosticta acicola, 679 nucleotides long. NCBI's taxonomy places the organism in Eukaryota, Fungi, Ascomycota, Dothideomycetes, Mycosphaerellales, Mycosphaerellaceae. The record is from the annotation of a GenBank genome assembly.